UCCUACCACCUUACCGCCUACGUCUCGAGGUACUGGUACGGUUUGCUUUGGUACGGUGCAACAAGUACAUCAGACUAUUCGGGCCUACGUACGUCUAUAUUUUACUCGGGCACCUUCUAAUGUACCGUGUAUGUGUUGUGCCGGUCUCCCCCUGAUUAAGGUACGGUACAUAGACACAUACACAGAUACGUACAUGAAAUCGUGGCAUAUCCUGUCUAGCGAUUUUUUGGACUGGGUAAUAUACCUACUUCGGUACUAGGUCGACUAGCAUUUGGCCAUACUGAUCGAUUGGGAGAGAAAGGAUCAGAUUUUAUAUCCAAGGUUUAACGUUUAACGUUUAAUAAAGUGACACCGAGGUCUCGCUGUUUGGCUCGGGAGAGGUUCUCGGGGGCGCAUAGUUGGCACCUGAUCGCCGUACCCCCUUGCUAUUUUCGGACGCACCCCACACGAACGCGCGACACACCACAUUCGCUUGUGUGGUGAACAAAUCUGAGCCCCAACGAGUCCCGUCCCAGAUCUGCUCACGCCCACGCCGCCCAGCCCUGCCAGCUGUGCCAGCGUGGUUCCAGCCUAUCGUGAGCCAUGUACGCAGGAAACUAUGGCUUUCCCAAUGCUGUUCCUCCUGCCGGAUCACAAUACAAUGGUGGCGCCCCACACUCAGCUUCGCAGAACCCUCAUUUGCAGCCCGGUCAAGGUCCUCCCAACCAGGCUUCGAUGUACAAUCCUCAGCAGUUUCCUAUGGGCGCGCAACCCGGAGUUGGUUUCCCUGGUGCUCCAAACAUGAUGCCGGGUCCUAGUCCUGCAGGAAUGAUGCAAAAUACCGGUAUGCCGCACAUGGCCGCCGCCAAUGGCCCGAUGCCUAAUUAUCAACCACCGUAUACGAACUCGCCCUAUGGUGCUGGUGUUCCUAGUUCUGUCGCGCCGCAAAUGAACGGUCCUACCAGCUAUGCGAUGGCAGGUGGUAUGCCUAUGGCCAGCUAUCCGAUGCAUCCUGGGAUGAAUCCGCAGCAGCAGCAGCAAAUGAUGCAACGUAUGCAGCCGCCGCAGCCAAAUCCAAACGCGCCGGGGAUGUCUACUCCUACACCUCAACGAUCCUUUCAAGGUCAACCUCCUCAAGGCACGCCGACCCCUAACAACACGUCGAAUACACCGCAGCAGCAGCAUCAACAUCCAUUGUCGACACCACAAAAUGCCCACGUUACGCCUCAAAGCAAAACGCCGAACAACGCGCAACAGCAACCUCAGAAUCAGCCGCCCCCCAACAAUAUCCCAACUCCUCAAACGCCGACUUUUCCCGCUUCAACCCAGAAUAGCGGUCCUAAUAAUGCGUCGUCUGGGUCGACGCCUUUAAGUCCAGGCUCAGACUCUAGGGAUAAGGAAAGGGUCGGCGUGAUUUUGGAGAUCAACAACGAAUUGUUACUAGAGGCUAUGCAGAUCCAUUAUACGCGGGACACGCUAAAAAAGGAGAGGACUGCCUCCAAUGGCACUGAGCUUAAUGCAAAUGAACCCGAUAGGCCGACAGAGGACGAAGAGAUACUAUCUCAAGACUACCUUCAUUGUAUGCGUAGACUCCAGUCAAACUUGUCAUAUUUGGCAGCAUUGGCAGAUAAGAAAGGCAACGUCCCGGCUGCGCCAUCUCCUACUUAUCUGAAGGCGCCACCGCUAAACACAGGUGUUAAACUAAAGAUGAUGGUAGGGCCAGAUGGAUCGGAAAGUCAAGAAGCUCCGGAUCGAGAUGAGACGGCCAAAUAUAUCCAAGAAUUAUACAAAAAACUUCAAGGUCUUUAUCCAGGUAUUGACCCUAAUAAGGAACCAGUAUUCCCUGUUCCUCCUGGACGGCAAGGCAACCAAACGGCGAACGUGACAAAGCCAGGGUCACGAACACCUGGUCAGCCCAGUCCGGUUCCCGGGAAACAAAUGACUCCCAAAAUGGUGACUUCAGCACCUCCAUCAUCAAUAGGAAAUAUGGUGACAGGGUUGUAAAUGGACCCGGAACCAC
Messenger RNA from Annulohypoxylon truncatum, 1999 nucleotides. RefSeq lists its product as uncharacterized. Bases 583 to 1983 code for a protein of 466 amino acids. The record is from RefSeq and is a predicted model, not a curated record. Lineage: Eukaryota; Fungi; Ascomycota; Sordariomycetes; Xylariales; Hypoxylaceae. The transcript is spliced from 3 exons.